CCACCACCAUGAACGUCCUCACCACCGCGUCGCGUCGUCUCGCUUCUGGAAGCUCUAGAGCUUAUCUGACACGUCCUGUAGCUUCAUAUGGCUAUAGGUCUGCGCGCACUGUGACUACGUUGUCAGAGACCAAGUACACCGCAAAGGCAACUGCUACUGGUGCAGGUCGUAACGGCACUGUAGAGUCCAACGGGCUCAGCUUAAACCUUGCUACACCCAAAGAACUGGGAGGAACUGGAAACGGGCAGAACCCAGAGCAACUCUUCGCCAUGGGCUAUGCUGGUUGCUUCCUCGGUGCCGUCCAAUUCCAGGCUAAACAGCACGGAAGACCAGAGGUUGGAGAGAAAGCCAAAGUCCACACAGAAGUUCAUAUUGGCACGCCGACUGGAGGUUCUGGAUUCGGUCUUGCCGUCGAUAUCACCGUCGAGGGUGUCGACCAGGAGAUUCUGCAGGCUGCUCACGCUAUGUGCCCAUACAGCCGCGCCACCAAGGGCAACAUCGUCGUCAACGUCAAGUCCGCUUGAAUUCUUCCAAACAUGAAAUUGAAGUGAUUCCGAAUUUACCCUCGCUGGGUUAUGUAUGUACUAAAAAUAAUACGAUUUCUUUUAGUACCGUCA
Molecule: messenger RNA, 617 nt
Organism: Coprinopsis cinerea okayama7#130
Lineage: Eukaryota; Fungi; Basidiomycota; Agaricomycetes; Agaricales; Psathyrellaceae
Product: organic hydroperoxide resistance protein
Exons: 4
Coding region: 9-524 (171 amino acids)
Biological process (GO): response to oxidative stress
Source: RefSeq, a predicted model, not a curated record